AUGUCCGAUGCCGGCUCACGCGGGCAGCGCUUCGCCUUCAUCGACUCCAGCGCAUGCAACCGACUAUCAAGCAGAUUAGUGCGCAGUCAUGCCAUGAAGGGUAAAAAUAUGGGAAAAAGGCACCAUCGGCGGUCGAGAUUGGACCUGGACCUGCGCCAACACCGGCUGGCCGCAAAGGCGGUGCCGUCUGGCUGUGCCCUGCCCACACUCAACCAGUGGUCUGCACCGUUGCACUCAGUCUCUCCUUUUCCUAUCAGGGCUACAUUCCAGACUCGCGACGCCAUCAACAGAUUUUUCGCAUGUGUCACAGAAGCCUUGCUUCCACCGGCAAUAUGCUGCUCGUUGGACAAAGUCACGUCUUUCUGGUGGCGGUUCUUGUUCGUUGAUCAAACUGCCCACCACUGCACUCUGGCUCUUCUGUGCACACUUAACGGCUUCUUCCUUGGCGAACCUAACGUGUCGCACGAAGCUCUUUACCACCUGAGUCGAGCGGUCAGUCUGGUCAAUGAGCAGCUAGGGACUACGAAGGCCUUGUCGAACUCCACGCUCGUAGUGGUCAACUUCUUGGUCGUGUAUGAGAUAGUCCGAGAAUCAAGAAAUGAAGCGGAAAUCCACUUGAAAGGACUACAAAAAAUGGUUGACAUGCGUGGCGGUCUAGCGAGCCUUGAGGCUAGUGAGGAUGCUCUGUUGGUAUUGAAGACUGAUAUCGACUGUGCUCUAAGCUACGGAACGACACCAGGCUUCUACCGGGACCGCAUGUCAGAUGUGAUAUGGUGUUUAACCUCGCAAGGCUUCUCAAUGAUCCAUUGUCCUAUUGACUCAAAUCCAUGGUUCAAUGAGUUGAGUCCUACUCUCGGACAACUGCUCCUCGAGGUUGUAUGUAUAGGACAAUCGUUCGACAAGGGAUACAAAUUGGACCCGUACAUGUUUCAAGAAUUCCUCGUCUCGCUUGGAUAUCGUCUCAUCCAUUUUCACCCCUUAGGCGAUUCCAACCCUCGACUGGAGAGCAAGGUUGACCAGGCCUGUCAUAUUGGGCUUACCGUUUACCUGACGACUCUAUUCUUACGCCGUGGCAACAGAUGCUUCUUGAGAUACAGGCUCAUCGCGCAACAACUCAAAGACAUCAUCGAAACAGGCUUGGAAGGCGAACACAAUGAUUUGAUGUUGUGGCUUCUUUUCAUUGGUGGCGUAUCAGUGCUUGAAGACCUGGACCAAGCGUGGCUUGGCUUGAGAAUACGCCAGGCAGCUCAGUCACUUGAGGUUAACAGCUGGAAGGGUAUUCAACUAUGCCUGACUCAAUUUCCAUGGAUCGGCUUGCUUCACAACGAAGCGGGAGAAGCACUAUGGAGACGGCAAGAAGAAUUGCUUUAG
Molecule: messenger RNA, 1371 nt
Organism: Exophiala spinifera
Lineage: Eukaryota; Fungi; Ascomycota; Eurotiomycetes; Chaetothyriales; Herpotrichiellaceae
Exons: 4
Coding region: 1-1371 (456 amino acids)
Source: RefSeq, a predicted model, not a curated record